Molecule: messenger RNA, 1818 nt
Organism: Lodderomyces margitis
Lineage: Eukaryota; Fungi; Ascomycota; Pichiomycetes; Serinales; Debaryomycetaceae
Gene: DRS1
Product: putative ATP-dependent RNA helicase
Exons: 1
Coding region: 1-1818 (605 amino acids)
Molecular function (GO): nucleic acid binding; ATP binding; RNA helicase activity
Source: RefSeq, a predicted model, not a curated record
AUGGUUAAGGAGGAUUUGUUACUCACGAUAGAUAGCGACGCGGAGGUCGAGAAUGAUUCAGACUCAUCUGUUGAAGACGUCAAGGAAGAACCUAGCGAUAUCAAUCCUCAUUUUGAAUUCUCCAUUGGCGAUGAGGUCGAUGAGAUAAAAGACUGGGAAGCGGAAACUGAAGAAACAAACAAGGAUGUGAAUUUGGAUGAGAUUAUUGAAAAGAAAAGAGGUGAUCUACCAGAGGAAGAUGAGGAGGUGGUGGAGAGCUCUGAAAUGGAGGAAGAAGUUGACCAGAUUGCCCAAGAAGGAGCAGAAGAUGAGGAGGACGAUCCUGACGCAGAGGAGUUUUACGAAUCACCGCAAAGUAAUGAAACAACCAGCACCACCACGUUUCAGGAACUACAACUUUCACGUCCCAUUUUAAAGAGCUUGCAGUCGUUGUCAUUUGCAUCACCAACACCUAUUCAAUCGUCAACUAUUCCAAUUGCAUUGUUGGGUAAGGACAUUGUCGCAGGUGCACAAACAGGUAGUGGUAAAACAGCAGCAUACUUGAUACCAUUGAUUGAACGGUUAAUUUUCAAAAACUCAACGUCAACAAAAGCAAUCAUUCUUGCGCCAACGAGAGAGUUAGCCAUUCAGGUUUACGAUGUAGGUAGGAAAUUGGGCCAGUUUGUGAAAAACUUGAGUUUUGGAUUGGCUGUGGGUGGAUUGAACUUGAGACAGCAGGAGCAACAGCUAAAGUCAAGGCCCGAUAUUGUAAUUGCUACACCAGGUAGAUUGAUUGACCAUAUACGAAACAGUCCUAGCUUCAGCGUUGAGGAUGUCCAAGUGUUGGUGAUUGACGAAGCAGAUAGAAUGUUGGAGGAAGGGUUUCAAGAGGAAUUGACGGAGAUAUUGUCGUUAAUACCAAAGCAAAAGAGACAGACAUUAUUGUUUUCAGCCACAAUGAACACCAAGGUGCAAGAUUUAGUCCAGUUGUCGCUCAACAAGCCAGUUCGUGUCAUGAUUGACCCCCCAAAGACUGUCGCAUCAAAAUUAGAACAACAGUUUGUUCGUAUUCGUAAGAGAGAAAACUUGAAACCAGCACUACUCUUUCAGUUAUUGAGAAAGUUAGAUGGAAGGAUUGUCGUGUUUGUGUCACGAAAGGAGAUGGCACACAAAUUGAGAGUUAUCUUGGGGUUGCUUGGACUCAGGGUAGCAGAGUUGCAUGGUGCUUUAACACAAGAGCAGCGUUUGGCAAAUAUGAAGCUGUUUAUGGGCGACGUCAAUGUCUUGAUUUGUACAGACUUGGCGGCCAGAGGUUUGGAUAUAAGGAUAGAGUAUGUGGUCAACUUUGACAUGCCAAAAACCUACGAAAUUUAUUUGCAUAGGGUUGGUAGAACCGCAAGAGCAGGAAGGAAGGGUACAUCGAUCACGUUUGUUGGGGAAAGCAACCAAGAUAGAGCUAUAGUGAAGGCGGCAAUAAACAACGGAAGGAGUGUGGCGAGAAAAGUCGAUUGGAACGACGUUGAAGCGAUAAACAAGAGAAUAGAUGAAAAGGAGUCGGCCGUGGAGGAGGUUUUACAAGAGGAGAAGGAGGCAAAAGAAAUAUUGAGGGCUGAAAUGCAAUUGAAUAAAGCCACUAAUUUGAUAAAGUAUGAGAAGGACAUUCACUCGAGACCAAAACGAACUUGGUUCAAAAGUGAUGUCAUGGGCCAAUUGACAAAACAGGGCAAGAAGGUGAAUUCAAAAAAGAGAAAGGCCAAUGAAGAAAAGAAGGAAAAUGAAAAACGAUCAUAUAAAAAGACGAAAGCGGAUAGAAGCAAGAAAAGUGGCAAGCGAAAAUAA